Messenger RNA from Eremothecium cymbalariae DBVPG#7215, 1167 nucleotides. RefSeq names its product mitochondrial 37S ribosomal protein uS2m (gene MRP4). Gene Ontology annotation, cellular component: mitochondrial small ribosomal subunit; ribosome. Gene Ontology annotation, molecular function: structural constituent of ribosome. The transcript has a single exon. Bases 1 to 1167 code for a protein of 388 amino acids. Lineage: Eukaryota; Fungi; Ascomycota; Saccharomycetes; Saccharomycetales; Saccharomycetaceae. The record is from RefSeq and is a predicted model, not a curated record. Gene Ontology annotation, biological process: translation.
AUGUCACUGAGAUUUGCGGCUAGAAAUGUAUUAAGGAAUGCCAGGCUGUCAAUCAGGUUGCAGUCUACCGAAGUUAAAGCGACUGCUGAAGUUUCCACUGAUGGUGAAGUAAUAUCUAAAGAACGGCUGCGUGAUUUUAAUAUACAAGCACAGCAAAUGCUUGAAGAGGCAUCUCGGUUACCUAUGGAAAAAGCAUUAGAAUUAAAAGAACUCAUGAAUAGUCCGUCGACAAAGAAGGAACAACAAUUGGAUGAGAGGUUGCUUGAAUUUUUCAGAAAAUAUGCGAAAUAUAGCAAGUUCCUGGAACCUCAAAAUAAUUCCACUAAAGUUCUUGAUUUCGAUAUUAAGUUUUCACCCGAACAAGAGUUUCCUUACUUGGUGGAAACGUCUAAAGAUCAAGCAUAUUCUAAGCAAGAGCUAUUUUUACGUCAGUUAAAGCAUGCCUCCCACACUGGUAGACUGGGUGCUGAUAUUAAAGACGUUUAUUUCCCACACAAAGAUAUAUUCAACCCUCCAUCUGUGGAAAAGCUAUCAAUUGAUAAGCUCUCUGCAGCUGGUGUGCAUCUGGGCCAGUCUACUUCUCUGUGGAGAUCUUCCACGCAACCAUAUAUUUAUGGUACGUAUAAGGGAAUUCACAUUAUCGAUUUAAAUAAAACUCUUUCCCACUUGAAGAGAGCUGCACAGGUUGUCGAAGGUGUUGCCGAACGUGGUGGUAUUAUUUUGUUUCUGGGGACUAGAGAGGGCCAGAAACGUGUUUUACAGAAGGCUGCAGAUAGAGUUAAUGGUUAUUAUGUUGCUUCCAGAUGGAUUCCGGGCACUCUAACUAAUCCUAUUGAAAUCUCCAGUGUGUGGGACAGACAUGAGGUUGAUUAUUCUGGCAAACCUACAGGUAGAGAAUUGUCUCUACAUGAGUCAGUAAGCAUUGUAAAGCCCGAUUUGUUAAUCGUGCUGAAUCCUACAGAAAACAGGAACGCUCUAAGAGAGGCUAUGAAGGCUAGAGUUCCAACCAUCGGUAUCAUUGACACAGACUCUGAGCCAUCGAUUGUUACGUAUCCUAUCCCAGGUAAUGAUGACUCCUUGCGUUCUGUUAACUUGCUCAUCAGUAUCUUAGCGAAGGCUGGUGAGAAGGGGUUAGCAAACCGUCGGAGAGAAGUUGUUGAACACUAA